Messenger RNA from Oncorhynchus keta (chum salmon), 6701 nucleotides. Its product is annotated as protogenin B-like. NCBI's taxonomy places the organism in Eukaryota, Metazoa, Chordata, Actinopteri, Salmoniformes, Salmonidae. The record is from RefSeq and is a predicted model, not a curated record. The coding region runs from base 82 to 3450 and encodes 1122 amino acids. The transcript has 22 exons. Gene Ontology annotation, biological process: axon guidance; cell-cell adhesion. Gene Ontology annotation, cellular component: plasma membrane; axon. Gene Ontology annotation, molecular function: protein binding.
UGUCAUUCGUAAUUUGGGAAGCUUGAAGCACGAUGGGGAACUGCUAUCCUCAUUUAUAGAAUGACAGAACAAUUUGGAUAAAUGGCGAUUUUCAAAAGGAAACUGUACCAGCUAUGUUUUCUGUUUUUUGUUUUGUUUAUUCCACUAUCAGGUGUUUUUUGUUUCAGUGAACUCUCCUUCAUCAUCGAGCCCAGUGAUAUUACAGUGAUAUCCAAGGAUCCAGUGGUCCUGGACUGUGUGGCCCACGGACAGCCUCCCAUCGUCAUCAGAUGGCUGAGGAAUGGAGUCAGGCUAGCUGAGAGCGAGCGGCUUCAGUUCCUGUCCAACGGCUCACUGUACAUACUGGAGGCCAGGAGAGAUGGAGAAGGGUCGGACGGAGGGUUUUAUCAGUGCCUCUCCCAGAACAAAUAUGGAGCCAUCCUAAGCCAAAGAUCCCGCCUGACUAUCGCAAAUAUCUCACCAUUCGUUGUGCAGCCCGUACCUUUGGAGGUGACCGAAGGUUCCGUGGCCAGGUUCACCUGCCAGGUGACCUCUAACCCUCCUGCCACCAUCACCUGGGAGCUAGACCAAAGCACACUACCGUUGGAGACAGACAGAAUCACAGUCCUGCCCAACGGAGCUCUCCAGAUUCAAAACGUGCAACUAGAGGAUGCUGGGAAGUACCGUUGUGUGGCCACCAACAUCGGCAACCGCGUCAAGAGUAGAAAGGCAACGCUCUCCGUCAUCAACCAAGGUUCUGGCCCUAAACCGCGUCAGAGGCCCCGGAUCAUAGCGGGCCCCCAAAACAUGACUGCUUCCCUCCACUACACCGUGGUCCUGGAGUGUGUUGCUACGGGCAACCCCAGACCCAUCAUCUCGUGGAGCCGGGCCGACAGUAAACCCAUCGACGUGUUCAAUGCCAGGGUGCUGGGCAGUGGAAACCUGGUGAUCAGUGAUGUGAAGCCUCAGCACAGUGGAGUCUACCUCUGUAGAGCCACCACCCCAAGAACACGCAACUACACCAUCGCUACUGCCAACCUCACCGUGCUCGAGCCCCCAUCACUGGUGGAGAGACCCGAGAGCCAGACCCGCCCCAGGGCUGGCACUGCCCGCUUCGUGUGCCAGGCUCAGGGGGUGCCCCCGCCACGCAUCACCUGGCUGAAGAACGGAGAGGAGGUGCACCUGAACGGCAGGAUCAAGAUGUACAACAGUAAACUGGUGAUCACUCAGAUCACAACGGAGGAUGAUGCCAUCUACCAGUGUGUGGCGGAGAACGAACAGGGCAGUGUUCUGUCCCUGGCACGCCUCAUCGUGGUGAUGUCUGAGGACCGGCCCAGCGCUCCCAGGAACAUCCACGCUGAAACCAUCUCCUCCUCAGCCAUCCUACUGGCCUGGGAGAGACCCAUCUACAACGCUGACAAAGUCAUCGCUUAUUCUGUUCACUACAUGAAGGCUGAAGGACUAAACAAUGAGGAAUACCAGGUGGUGAUUGGCAACGACACGACCAGCUACAUUAUAGAUGACCUGGAGCCAGCCUGGAACUACUCUUUCUACAUGGUGGCCUAUAUGCCGAUGGGAGCUAGCCGUAUGUCUGACCAGGUCUGUCAACACACUCUGGAGGACGUGCCCCUGCGUACCCCAGAGCUCAGCCUGACCAGCCACAGCCCUACAGACAUCCAAGUUUUGUGGCAGCCUCUACCAACCAAACUGUCCCGUGGGCACAUCUGGGCCUAUCGUCUGUCCUACCGUACAGCUGCAGACGCCACGGUUCUGUCUGUGGAGCUGGCCCAAAACAGCACCCAGUACCUCCUGGGAGACCUUCAGCCUGAUACCGGUAGAAUGGAAUGGAAUGAACCCUCCUCCUGGACCUCCCACUGCACCCCUAAAACCUCCAGCAUCAAAGUGCCACCUGCCCCACUGCUGCAGCAACUGGAGCCUCUCAACUGCACCUCCAUCUUGGUUCGAUGGCAGCCAUCUCCAGGCUCCGUGGUCGUCCAGGGUUACCGGCUCUGUUACCAUGAGGGUCAACCAGAACAGCCCUGCAUCCAGCUCCAGCCUGAGGACACAGAAUAUACCAUCAGUGGUCUGGACCCAAGGCGGAAGUACCAGGUGAAACUGUUGGCAUUAAGCCUUGUAGGAGAUGGUUACCAGGCCGACCAGACUCUCAGCACCCCAGGAUGUGUGUCUGUACGAGAUCACCCGGUGGCCCAGCCUCCAGCCCCGGACCAUGUGAGUGCGGUGGCUAACAGCUCGUCGGCGGUGUACCUGCGUUGGAGCCGUCCUGCCUUCGCCUCUAGGAAGGUUGUUAUCUACACAGCUCGCUGUACACCUGUGGGCCUGAUGAACGUAUCAGCCAUACGCUACAUACAGACUACCAAUCAGAAUGUGGUGAUACAGGGUCUGGAACCCAACACACGCUAUGAGUUAGUGGUGCGUCUCCAUGCCGACCAGCUGUCCAGUCCCUGGAGUUCUGUUGUCCACCAGAGGACCCUUCCUGCAGCGCCCAGUCGUCCACCUGAAGGUGUGAGGGUGUCUCUGAUUGAGGACGGCACAGCCCUGCUUUCCUGGAGGGAACCAGAGGAGAACAACCUGGCAGUGACGCACUACACCAUCCUGUACGCCUCACAGAGGGCCUGGCUGGCCGGACACUGGCAAACACUGCAGAGGGAUGGAAGUAACACCAUGAUCCUGCUGGAGCGUCUGGAGCCUGGUAACGUCUACCUGGUGAAGAUAUCUGCCUCCAACCUGGUGGGAGACGGGCCCUUCUCUACCACUGUGGAGCUGGCCCUGGGGCCCGGGCCUAGACACAGAGGGAAGAGCCCCAGGCAUUCAGACAGCGGAUCCUCCUCAGACACUUCAGUGUUCUCUGAUGGCCAGUACCACAUGGACCAGAAGUCCAUGACAGGCCUCAUGGUGGGGGUCUGCAUCACUCUGGCUUGUAUUGUUGCCAUCUGUGCCCUCAUCCUCAUCAACAAAGGCAGAUCCAGGAAAUCGUCCAUCUGUAAGAUCAUGGACGUAGUGAACGGUGAGAGACCCCAUGGUCCACAUGCUGGUUUGGCCCUGGCCAAUGACCACCAGGCUGACAACAUAGAGGCCCUGAUGCCUGUGAUGGCACAACACUUCAUUGAUGCCAAGGGUGUUUCUAACCUGGUGAUUAGUAGAACAGGUCCAGUCAAUGGCAACAACCGCGGUAAGAGAUGGCAAUUCUUCAAGAGGGAGAGACGUAAUACAAAUACAAGCCAGGCUGAGAACAGAGUGUGUCUGUACGAGGCAGGGAAGACCGUGCUGUGUUACGAGGAAAAGGUAGACGCUCCGCCCCUCCAGCCUUCCAGCCUGCAGAUCCUGUUUGGACCACUAGGGGGCUUACAGGGCUCCAUGGGUAGCAGUCGGGGAAGCAGCUCUGGGACCACUGAGACCAGCGAAGGAAGCCACGAGACAGGAGACUCCGGUCACGAGAGUGAGAAUGAGUAACCCGUCCACAGUUAUGUUCGGGUCAGAGUUGGAUGACAGCUCAACUCCAGAGGAUGAAGAGUGUUUUAGAAGCGGAGGAAGAAGGAAAUCCUGGUUUUAAAGUGGAAUCUGAGGUGACGACACCAAGCCCAACCCUUACCAUCAUCACCAUCGCCUCCACCGGCCUGAUCAUGACACUGUCCAGCGGUCGUCACGUCCCUGUCCCCUCUCGGCUGAGGAAUUAUCCUGUCCAGGCCACCGUCCAGUCAGCAGGCUCCUCCUGACGAUAGACUACCCAGCCUGAAUGUGACUUAUCUACAGCUGAAGCUGCCCACUUCCCACCCCCCUUCUUGGCCUCCUGAAAACAGGUCUUUGGGCAUGGAACAUACGAGGAGUUAUGAAGAGGGAUCAGGAAGUUGAAGAUUGAGGAGGAAACAGGGGUUUUCUUCAGGUCUAAAUGAAUGUUGUCGUUUUCCUGUUUCAUUUUGAGCUCAUUUUCAGUCUGUCUGGUUUUCGUCUGUGUGUCUGUUUGGUCUUUAGGGCUGUUUUUUUUUUUUUACACAGAUCAAGCCUUGUCCUGGAUUGGUGAUAGGUAUGUUAUGGUAUCCUGAAAAGCAUGUUGAGUGAUAUUCGCCAUUCAAAGUGGCUUCUUUGUACAGGACCCGGCUUAAUCUGUGUCCAGGGGGAAAUGAGUACUUAAUGUCUGUUCUAAACCAAAGCUCACACCAAAAAUGAAUGUUCAAAAUAAUGUUAAAAAAAAAAUGUAUUGCUUUUGUGAAACAUUUUCUAAUAUGUUAAUAUAGAUUUAUUUCUUUCUCUGAAGUAGAGGGUGUAGUUGGUGACCCCUCAUUGCUGAUUGUCUACCUAUCAGUGACUCUGAUUUGUAUAUAGUGCUACCUCAUCUUAACGGUAUAUUGUGCAGUACUGUAUAUAGUACUACCUUAUCUUAACAGUAUAUUGUGCAAUAUUUCCCCAUAACUCAGGGAAUGAAGUUGAAAACAUUUAAAAGCCAUUUCUUCUUACCUGCAUUAAUAUCCUGCAGGAAUUAUUUAGGCUUAAUUUGUUUAGAAGAUUUGUGAAAAUUCCUUUUUAAUUAUUAGUUGUUUUUUACAAGGUUGGAAAAGCUUUUAAGUUUUGAAUGAUGAGUCUUUUCAAUAGAGUUCUACUAUUUAAGUGCAUUAGAUAUCAUCCUUCUCUAUUUGAGUAAGAUAAAGUAACCAAAAAUAAACAUUCAACUGGUAUUUCCAGUGCACCCGACCUUAAAAGCUUUAAAAUGACCUCAUAACGUAGAAAAGGGCUUUUGCAGAUGGUCGUAGAUAUAGAGAUCCAAAGAAAGAGUUGUUCGCCUAUAAGUAAACAAAACCUCAAACGCAACAACAACAAAUUCUACAUGCAAUAGGCAUACAGACUAUGCCAAAAUCAUGGGUUCCAUGUACAACCGUUUCCACAGAGUUCUACACGGAACUCAAAAGGGUUCUACACGGAACUCAAAAGGGUUCUACACGGAACUCAAAAGGGUUCUACCUGGAACUCAAAAAAAGGGUUCUACCUGGAACUCAAAAAAAGGGUUCUACCUGGAACUCAAAAGGGUUAACCUAUAAGGACAGCCAAAUAACCCUUUUGUGGAACCCUUUCUCCUAAGAGUGUAUGUCUAUUCCUCUUUUGAGUUGAAUGCAUUUCUUAUUGUACAUUUCAAGAGAAGUUUUAUACCUGGUUUAAAGCUUUAACUCUUUGUCUUUCAGACGAUUGUUCUCCGUUUGCAUUCUAUCUAAAUCACUGAUACUAAACGCAGCAGUGACGCAGAUGUCCCACUGAGCAAAAACUGAUUCAAUCAAUGUUGUUUCCACGUCAUUUCAACGUGAAAAACGGAUUGGAUUUGGAGAAAAAAGUCAUCACUGUAAAGAGAAUUUUAAUAUUUUUUCAGCUUUUAACCGAAGUUCAAUGACAUGGCAACAUUUUUUUGUUUGUUGAUUUCAUGUUAGUUGACAACUCAACCAGAUGUAAUUCAAAACUAGACGUUGAACUGACGUCUGUGCCCAGUGGGGUGCUAUCAGAUGCCUUCUAUCUAGAUCAUUGAUGCUAAAAUCAUCGGUGACACAGAUGUGCUAUUAGAUGCCAAAGAGUCCUUCAGAUAGAUCAGAUGGGAGGACUUCAGAUUGAUCCUUGGAAUGAUGUCAUUUGAAGACAGGGUUGGGAUCUGUUCCAUUUCAAAUGUCAAUUAUGGGAGUAAAUUGACAUUCCAAUUCCAAUGCCUUUUCAAUGAGCAAAGUUGGCAUUUAGAAUUUUUGUUGACUUCCAGAAUUGAUUGAAUUGGAAUGGAAUUGAGUACAACGCUGAUAGUAUUUGCUACUCACACAGGACCAAAGAAUCCAGUCAGUGUAUUAACAGUGAUAGUAGGUGGAUGUUUUUUUUUUUCGGGGGAUUUUUCAUCCAUCAACCAGAAUCUAACCUGGCAACUACGAUAUUCGGUAUUCUAACCUGGCUAUUACUAUAUUCUAUAUUUCAGUGUGACAAUACCACAAGGAUUGUGACUAUCAAAUCGAUAAUGACUGUGUGAAGAGCAACAUAAUCAAGUUUUAUAUCUUUGAAAAGCAAUUCAUCUUAACCAAAGAAUAAUUUAAAGUCAUCAUUGUUUAUUCAUUAGUUCUUUGGUUUAAAUUUUUUUUUUUACAUAACAGUAUUUGCAUAAUGUGAUAUGUUUCUAGGAUUUCGAUUCACUGGAAAGGGCAUUUUGUAGUCGAUUCUUUGUGGUGCCAAGUUCCAUUUUUUUUUUAGAGCAGCUUGAGAGGUCAAAAAAUUGUUCUGUUUAGUUGUCGAUAUGAUUGUUGUUCAAGAGAUUUCACCUUAAAGAACUUAAAAGUUAACUUUGGGACUUUUAAAACAUUUGUUAUUGUUUUUUUUCUUUUAGGAUAAUUUUAUUGAGUGUUAAACGUAUAUUUUUCAUAGAUGGAUAUAAGAAAAGAUUGGGCUAUUUUCCCUCUGUCUGUGUUCUCAAAGCCUGUGCCAGUGGCAGGUUAGUCAGUGAGCUUUUUUCCAUUUGCCAUUGCAGGACACCAAUUGAACAUUUUGAAAGUGUUGCUUAUUUGUAUUAUUUGGCUCUGUUUUUGUUAUAAAUUCCUGCUUUUGUAAUGCAUAUUUACCAGAUCAUUUUGUAUUUUUUUUCCUCUCAAUUGUUAAAACAAAGGUGUUUCUGUGUUACAAUGCACAAGCCAAACUGUUUGGUCCUGUCAAGAUUGUCUCAUCAUUUGAAUAAAACUGUUCCUGAAAAUCUA